This is a messenger RNA of Lagopus muta (rock ptarmigan), 1403 nucleotides long. RefSeq names its product NADH-cytochrome b5 reductase 2. NCBI's taxonomy places the organism in Eukaryota, Metazoa, Chordata, Aves, Galliformes, Phasianidae. The record is from RefSeq and is a predicted model, not a curated record. Gene Ontology annotation, molecular function: oxidoreductase activity; FAD binding. Bases 16 to 1260 code for a protein of 414 amino acids. The transcript has 10 exons. Gene Ontology annotation, cellular component: mitochondrion.
CAGACUUCAGGGAGGAUGUUUCCGUAUGAAAACAAAAAGCUGCUAUCUUUGGUUGUGAACCCCCCACUGUCUGCCGACAGUGUGCACUGUGCUACCUGGCCUGGAGGAGCUGACUGCUGUCUCUUUGCAGGCAGACGGCGGCACACGGCGGCAGGCCGGAAGCCCCGCGCUGCCCACUGCGUUCUGCUGGGCACGGGGGAGGAGCAGAGCGGUGAGCGCUCGCCGCGUAGAGGCGCCCCGCCGCACCCCAGCGGGAAGCGCCGUAAGAACACGAGGCAUUGCGAGGCGGAGCCCGGAGGCGGGCGGGCGGAGAGCGGGAGAGUCGGUGCGCCUGUCGGCCGUGACCGCCGCCAUGGAGCCGGUAUCCCCACGGUCGUCGCGUUGGCCGCGGUGGCCGCGACGGCGCUGCUGCUGCUGCUGCUGAGAGGGGCGGGGCGGGGGCCGGGCCGCCCUGUCACGCUGCGGGACCCGCAGGCCAAAUACCCGUUGCCGCUGGUGGGCAAAGAGGAGAUCAGCCACGACACUAAGAAAUUCCGGUUUGGGCUCCCUUCACCAGAUCAUGUCUUAGGAUUACCCGUAGGCCAACACGUUUACCUUUCUGCAAAAAUCAAUGGCAAUCUGGUGAUCCGAGCCUAUACCCCAGUUUCCAGUGAUGAGACAAAAGGUUAUGUUGAUUUGAUUAUAAAGGUUUACUACAAAAAUGUGAAUCCUAAGUUCCCAGAAGGUGGGAAGAUGUCCCAGUACCUAGACAACAUGAAGAUUGGAGAUGUUAUUGACUUCAGGGGGCCAAAUGGACUGCUUGUCUACAAGGGGUCAGGUACCUUUCUGAUCAAGCCUGAUAAGAAGUCUGAAGCACAGAAGAAGUUUGCAAAGCAUGUGGGGAUGAUAGCUGGGGGAACAGGAAUAACCCCUAUGUUGCAGCUGAUCCAUCAUAUCACAAGUGAUCCUAAGGACUCUACAAAAUGUUACCUUCUUUUUGCUAAUCAGACAGAAAAGGAUAUAUUGCUCAGAGCUGAGCUAGAAGACAUUGCUAAGAGGCAUCCUGAUCAGGUCACGCUCUGGUAUACGCUGGACAAGCCUCCACAAGAUUGGAAGUACAGUUCUGGCUUUGUCACUGCAGACAUGAUUAAAGCCCACCUCCCUUCUCCUGGCAGUGAGACGCUCAUUCUAAUGUGUGGGCCACCACCUAUGAUUCAGUUUGCAUGUCAGCCUAACCUGGACAAACUCGGCUAUCCCAAGAGCAUGACAUUUUCUUAUUAACAGUGAUGUCAUCCAGCUCUUUUUCUUAAAUUUUCUUGAUUCCUUUUGGACUCUUUCUGUUUUCUGGAGACAGUGGAGACUGUGGACCUGAAUCCAUUCCCAAAGAAAGAGGUGAAAGAUCAUCUGAAACUACUGUACCGUCC